Messenger RNA from Cataglyphis hispanica, 1417 nucleotides. It is a transcript of the gene NitFhit, whose product is annotated as deaminated glutathione amidase. NCBI's taxonomy places the organism in Eukaryota, Metazoa, Arthropoda, Insecta, Hymenoptera, Formicidae. Gene Ontology annotation, biological process: nucleobase-containing compound metabolic process. The record is from RefSeq and is a predicted model, not a curated record. Bases 306 to 1214 code for a protein of 302 amino acids. Gene Ontology annotation, molecular function: hydrolase activity, acting on carbon-nitrogen (but not peptide) bonds, in linear amides; bis(5'-adenosyl)-triphosphatase activity. The transcript has 6 exons.
AAUGGACUAUGCAUCAUAAAUGUAUAUAUAAUUAUUAUUUUUUCGCUGUCAAAAUAAGAAUGAAUUAGAUAUUGAUAGAUAUGUAUUCAAAUUUUGGAAGAAAAGUGUAAACGUAACAGGCUGCCCUCUUACAUUAUUAAAAUUUUUUAUACUAAAUGUACAUAUAUAGAACGUCAACUCUCUCUGUCUCUCUCUCUCUCUCUCUCUCUCUCUCUCUCUUUUCGCAAGUUGAGAGAAAUAUAGUAUCAGAUAAGCCAGACUUGUUUAAAUAGCGCAUAGAAUUAUAUAUUAACAAUGCGAUAAGAAUGAAACACACGUGGUCCAUUAUCACUCAAUAUUAUAGCAUACAGUGGGCCAAACGUUUCAUUAACACAAUGGCAUAUCCACUAGUUGCAGUAUGUCAAAUGCGAUCAAUAGCUGACAAAGUAAAAAAUUUAGAAAUUGUAACUGAAUUAGUAACUGAAGCCAAACGCAGAUCAGCUGUAAUUGCAUUCUUCCCUGAAGCUUGUGAUUACUUGGCAGAUAAUAAGAAGGAUAUUGUCGCUAUGGCUGAACCUUUGACUGGACAGACAGUGACAUCAUACAAAGAGCUUGCUGUUAAAAAUGAUAUCUGGUUAUCCUUAGGUGGAAUUCAUGAAGCUUCAGAUGAUUCAGGAAAGAUAUACAAUACACAUAUAUUGAUAAAUAAUGUGGGAGAUUUGGUAGCUGCAUACAGAAAAAUACACUUGUUUGACAUGGAUAAUAAGGAUACUGGGGUACGUUUGAUGGAAUCGGAUUAUGUAUUGAAAGGAACCCAAAUUGUGCCUCCUGUGUUUACACCAAUUGGCAAGCUCGCACUCAGCAUUUGUUAUGAUAUGCGGUUUCCCGAGUUAUCGUUAACUUUGCGAAAUAUGGGAGCGCAAAUUCUCACUUAUCCAUCGGCGUUCACUUAUCAAACCGGUGCCGCACAUUGGGAAGUGAUGUUGCGAGCACGAGCUAUAGAGAAUCAGUGUUACGUCAUAGCCGCGGCACAAACUGGCGCGCACAAUAAAAAAAGAGUCAGCUGGGGUCAUGCCAUGAUUGUAGAUCCUUGGGGCGCUGUUAUAGCACAGUGUGCAGAAAAAACGAGUAUUGCUGUAGCAGAAAUUGAUCUUACACUAUUGGAGAAAAUCAGACAAAAUAUGCCGUGUGAAAACCACCGCCGUACUGAUUUAUACUCCAAUAUGGAAAAUUAAAAGCUUAUUUAACAUGAGCAGAAGAAUUUACUUAAGUAUAUAAACAAUUAGUACAAUGGGUCUAAUUAUAUAAUGAAUAUAUUAAUUGUAAUAUAUAGAUUUAUAAAUAUUCAGCAAUCAACACAAAUCUAAAGUAAAAUAGCAUCAUUAUUAAUUUUAUAUUUGAGAUUGUUUUAUCAUAAAUACAUUGUUAUUGUACUUUA